Messenger RNA from Cynocephalus volans (Philippine flying lemur), 1005 nucleotides. RefSeq names its product olfactory receptor 2T1-like. Gene Ontology annotation, cellular component: plasma membrane. Gene Ontology annotation, molecular function: G protein-coupled receptor activity; olfactory receptor activity. Gene Ontology annotation, biological process: detection of chemical stimulus involved in sensory perception of smell; G protein-coupled receptor signaling pathway. NCBI's taxonomy places the organism in Eukaryota, Metazoa, Chordata, Mammalia, Dermoptera, Cynocephalidae. The record is from RefSeq and is a predicted model, not a curated record.
AUGUCAUUAUUUUAUUUGGAAGAUUCUAGGGUAUAUCAGCAUCAUUGUAGGAUCAAUGGAAGGUACCACACAUCCUCUAAAGACCUCACUUUUGUGGGGCUAUUCAACAGAAAGGAAACCGCAGGCCUUCUUUUUGCCAUCAUUUCUAUCAUCGUUUUUACCUCAUUGAUGGCCAAUGGGAUCAUGAUCUUCCUGAUCUGCUCUGAUUUGUGCCUGCACCCCAUGUACUUCCUCCUCAGCCACCUCUCCUUCAUUGACAUGAUGUACAUCUCCACCAUCAUGCCCAAGAUGCUGGUUGAUUACCUCCUCGGUCAAAGGAUCAUUUCCUUUGUGGGGUGCAUGGCUCAACACUUUCUCUACCUUACCCUUGUGGGAGCUGAAUUCUUCCUGCUGGGAUUCAUGGCCUAUGACCACUAUGUGGCCAUCUGCAACCCUCUGAGAUACCUUGUCCACAUGAGCCAAUGGGUGUGUUGGAUGAUCAUGGCAGGUUCUUACUUGUUUUCUCUUCUGGAUGGAAUCCUCUUAACCCCCAUCACCAUGAGUUUUCCCUUCUGCAAUUCCUGGGAGAUUAACCAUUUCUUCUAUGAGGCGCCCAUGGUCCUGAAGUUGGCAUGUGCAGACACAGCCCUCUAUGAGACAGUGAUGUAUGUGUGCUGUGUUUUGAUGCUACUGAUUCCUUUCUCUGUGGUGAUUGCUUCCUAUGCCCAAAUCCUGACCACCAUCUACCACAUGAGUUCAGUGGAGGGGAGGAAGAAGGCAUUUGCCACCUGUUCCUCUCGCAUGACUGUGGUGACUUUGUUCUAUGGGGCUGCCAUGUAUACCUACAUGGUGCCACACUCUUACGACACAGUGGCCCAGGACAAAGUCUUCUCUGUGUUCUACACUAUCCUCACCCCCGUGCUACCCCUCAUCUACAGCUUGAGAAAGAAAGACGUGACUGGAGCUCUGAAGAGGGUGCUGGGGAAGAUCAAGUGUUCUCAAAGAGUAUUAGGAGAGGCCUUUUGA